Cyanidioschyzon merolae strain 10D is the source of this 2649-nucleotide messenger RNA. RefSeq names its product DNA replication licensing factor MCM6. Gene Ontology annotation, biological process: DNA replication initiation; mitotic DNA replication; double-strand break repair via break-induced replication. The transcript has a single exon. Gene Ontology annotation, molecular function: single-stranded 3'-5' DNA helicase activity; single-stranded DNA binding; ATP binding. NCBI's taxonomy places the organism in Eukaryota, Rhodophyta, Bangiophyceae, Cyanidiales, Cyanidiaceae. The coding region runs from base 1 to 2649 and encodes 882 amino acids. Gene Ontology annotation, cellular component: nucleus; MCM complex. The record is from RefSeq and is a predicted model, not a curated record.
AUGACAGAAGUGCUGUAUUCCGAGGGCAACGCCAUAUACACACAACCACGGCAACCUACUCUGCCAGCUGGUGCAGACCUAGAGAUUCGUGGGCUAGCCGGGGCUAGAGGAAGCGCGGUCGCACCAGAGGGAGACCAAGUUGCCGAGGAACUCGCUCGCCUGCUGCUCGAGUUUCUCGAGGAGUUUCGCCUGCCAGAUGCGUCUGGUUCCUGGGGCAGCUCGCCCGCGCAACUUCCUCCAGUUAGGACUGAAUCUCCAAACAGAGGACGCGUUGUGUACGUGGAAGCGCUGGAGAGACUGCGACAAACCGAGGAAACUACUUUUGUGAUCGACUAUCGACAUCUUCUAAGCUACAACGCUGAGCUUGCGGACGCACUCGUCGACUCCUUCUAUCGCUUUGAGCCAUACGUUCGGCGAGCGCUUUUCGAGUUCGUUCGUAAGUAUGCACCGGGCCUCGAAGUCGACCAGGCUGGUCGACCACGCAUGUUCUGGGUGUCCGUGUGCGGUUUACCACAUGUGCGCCGCCUGCGCGAGCUACGCUCCGACCGCAUCGGGUCACUGGUGGCGUUCUCAGCCACCGUGACACGCACCAGUGAGAUUCGGCCGGAGCUGCUCGUCGGGACAUUCCAGUGUGGCGAAUGUGGCCAUGUUGUUGUGGGUAUUGAACAACAGAAUCGGUACGCGGAACCCCCAGUCUGCCCGUCGGCGGAUUGUGGCAAUCGAACGAAUUGGAAGCUCAUCGUAGAGCGUAGCAAGUUUGUCGACUGGCAGCGUAUUCGCGUCCAAGAGCAUUCGACAGAAAUUCCGCCGGGCGCCAUGCCGCGAACCUUGGAUGUCAUUGUUCGCCACGAGAACGUUGAACGAGCCAAGGCUGGCGACCGCUGCAUCUUUACCGGAACCUUAGUGGUCGUACCCGAGGCAACAAUGCUAGCGGUACCGGGGGAACGCGUUGAGGCCUCGUUGACACGAACCUCGGCUGCGAGGUCCCGGCCAGACGGGGCUCCCUACGGAGCUCGCCAAUUCGGCCAGAGGGAGUUGAAUUACCGGCUUUGCUUUGUUGCCUGCCACGUGCUUCCGCAGAACGAUCUUUUUUCGUCUCGCAACCAAUCGGAAUGGGAGGCAUUACUAGAACGCGACCCUUUUGGUGUCGGCGGCGUCGAGGCCGACUCGGCCACGCUGCUCGAGCGCAUGACGCCGGAAGAGCGGAACGAAAUGAUGCGCAUGAAGCACCAACCACGGCUGUAUCAACGACUUGCCAAUUCGAUUGCACCUACUGUCUUUGGCCAUGAUGAUGUGAAACGGGCGGUUCUGCUCAUGCUCUUUGGUGGAGUUCACAAAAAAACAAACGAGCAAAUUCGUCUUCGUGGCGAUAUCAAUGUCUGCAUUGUUGGUGAUCCCUCAACCGCAAAGUCGCAGUUCCUCAAAUUUGUCUGCAAUCUCAUGCCACGAGCGCUGUAUACCUCUGGCAGAGCCUCGUCUGCAGCGGGUCUUACCGCCUCCGUUGUGAAGGAUCCCGAAACGAAUGAAUUCUGUAUCGAGGCAGGGGCGCUCAUGCUUGCCGACAAUGGAAUCUGCUGCAUCGAUGAGUUCGACAAGAUGGAUCUCCGCGACCAGGUUGCCAUUCAUGAAGCCAUGGAGCAGCAGACCAUAUCCAUCGCCAAGGCCGGCAUCCAGGCGACUUUGAACGCUCGUGCGGCAGUACUCGCCGCCGCAAACCCGGUUGGAGGACGGUACGAUCGGACAAGGCCGUUGCGCAGCAAUAUCCAGAUGUCGCCCGCUAUCAUGUCUCGUUUCGACUUAUUUUUUGUGAUUUUGGACGAAUGUGACGAAGCCAGUGAUUACAACGUAACGCGCUACAUCGUGGGUCUCCAUCAACACCAGCAGCAUGCGAUUCGGCCUGAAUUCACCCCGGAGCAGCUUCAAAGAUAUAUUCGGUUCGCUCGCACCGUGCACCCGCAGAUUCCCGAAGAGUCCCGCGCUCUGCUCGUAGAGAGUUACAAACAGCUCCGAGCAAACGACGUGUUCGGUGGCGGCGCCGGUGGUGCGUAUCGGAUCACGGUGCGCCAGUUGGAGUCGUUGAUUCGUCUGUCCGAAGCGCUGGCCCGCAUGCAUUUGGAUCCCAUUGUUCGGCCCAAGUACGUGCGAGAGGCAACCCGCUUGCUACGCAAGUCCAUCAUCCACAUCGAGACGGAGGACGUGGUCCUGGACGAUCCCGUUGCUGAGACGAUGACCGAAGCGCCGGCAUCGCCGGAGCGCCUGCCCAGCACAAGUGCAUCGCACGGGGCGCCGACCACACCAGCGGCGAGCUCCGCGCUCCGUCUCCCGUUCCAGAUGUACCGCUUGCUUGCGAACAGGGUAGUUCUCUUUCUACGCAGUCGUGAGGCAGCGGAGCAAAUCGGUGUCCCCGAAAACGAAAUCAUCCAACACAUGCUCCGAUUUCGCGACGAAACCGAUGAAAUCCAAUCCGAGGACGAGCUCCGCCUGGAAGCGCAACGGAUGCGUGCGGUGCUGCAUCACAUGCUCAACCGCGAUCACAUUCUCAUCCAGAUUCAAGACCAGGGGUCAGUCGCGCUCAGCCAGGAGUCGCAAGCAUCAUCAGGAAUGAAUCGACUCUUGACGGUGCACCCGAACUACGUUCUCGAUGACUGA